AUGAGGAAGCUGUUCGAGCGGACGGUGCGUACGGCAGUGACGAUGAAGUUGGUGGACCUGGCGGUUCAGGCGGUGGAUGGUACUAAGGUGGUCGCCAACGCGUCGCUGAACAGGAGCUACGACGCCGAGGGACUGCGAGGGCUAUUGGAGCGGCUGGAGAGUGCGAUAGCCGACCUUGAGGCUCAGAACGAAGCGGGAGAAGACACUGCUGUUGCCCAUCUGCCUGAGGAGUUGGCUGACAAGGAGGUCUUGAGAGAGCAGGUGAGGCAGGCGAUGGACGAUCUCACGAGUCAGAAGCGCCACAAGCGCAUCAACCUGACCGACCCAGACGCCAGGCUGAUGAAGGGUAGGCAAGGCAUCGUGGCUGGCUACAACGCUCAGGCUAUGGUCUCACCCACAGAGACGGAUGGGGGAGCGACCGGCAUGUUGGUCACCGCCGUGGACGUGGUGGAUGCGGCCAAUGACAAUGCCCUGCUGGUUCCGAUGGUCGAGCAGGCCGAAGAGACGACCGGGACAAGAGCACAGAUGACGUUGGCCGACGCCGGAUAUUUCGCCGCAAGUCACCUGGCAGAGUGCACCCGUCGAGGUCAGCAGGUGGUGGUGUCCGAGUCACGGCAACGGUUCCUCAAAGACCCAUAUCACAAGGACCAAUUCACCUACAACGAGCCGAGCGACAGCUUUACGUGUCCGCAGGGACAGACGCUCAAGUUCGUUCGUAUACAGCACGCGAACGGAGUCCCGUUGCGACUGUACCGGGCUUCCGGCGCCGUCUGUCAGGCAUGCCCAGCCUUCAGAGCCUGUACCAGGGCCAAGGAGAUUGGGCGAAGCUUAGCCAUAGGGCCGCACGACGCAGUGCUGCGUCGCCAUCGCGCCUGGAUGUCCACCCAGCAGCCAAAGAAGCUUAUGGGCUGA
Messenger RNA from Geodia barretti, 912 nucleotides. The record is from the annotation of a GenBank genome assembly. Lineage: Eukaryota; Metazoa; Porifera; Demospongiae; Tetractinellida; Geodiidae.